GUAAGCAACAGUGCCACAUCAGCAGUGCCACGUCAAGUGUAACAGUGCCACGUCAGCAGUGCCCCGCCACCAUGACGGGCGCAGUUCUGUGCAUGCCAGGCCAACUGGCAAAUGAGUCCAUUGCCGAGUACCGACAGCGGUUCGAAACUCAGCUCGCACUAAUCGCGGCUGAGGAACAGCGCCAUCUGGCAGCCGAGGCUGUCCGCGUACAGGCUGAAGCGGCGGCAACAGCUGAGAAGCAGCGGCUUCAGGCCGAAGCAGACACAGAUACCCAGGCACGCCGCAAGGAAGCCCAACAUCUGCUACAGCGGCAUGAAGCCACUAGCAUCGAAAAGCUCAAGUUUUGGCACUUUGAACCAUCCGAGGGGCACAACGACGCAACACCGGAGGAGCAGCACAAGGAAUUCAUGGCCAAGCUCGUGACCCGGUUGGUCUACACUUGUAACCACCUGCAGUCCGAGUUGGCGAACCUCCAGCAGGCCGUACGGCACCACAACGAUCAGCACGAGGAUGCAGCACGGGCACUUGAUUCCCGUGUACAGGACUUGGAGCAAACUGCACCAAGACCGGAGGCUGGCGAGUCCAGCAGUGCACCCUCUGCCCGCCAACUGGAGGAACGCGUCGAUCACAUAGUGGCAAUGCUAGGUGAUAUUAGCACCUUCGCAGCGCCAGCCACCAUCAGCCAGCAGCUGGACACACUGAAGACCGAGAUCAGGCAGCGACAACAGCCGUCUGACCCCGAUCGCAGCACCAGCACGGCGAAGCAUUACAAGAUGCCGACGUUCCGGAUCGAGAAGUUUGAUGAUUACACACAUCAAGACCCGGUCGUCUGGUGGCAAGGAUUCACAACGGAGUUGGGGAUUCAUGAGGUCUUCGACCUACACAAGAAGGUCUCCUGGGAGGAUCUGACAAAGGAAUGGAAGAAGCGGUUCAUCGUGGACGACGCCUCGGCGCUCGCCAUCAACCGCAUCUUCACGAUGGCUCAAGGAAACACAUCGACACGUGAUUGGCUCACGGAUUGGCAGAAGAUCGUGGCGACGCCCGAUCUGGACUUGCCAUUUCCGCAUCUGCGCCAGGAGUUCUACAACUGGUCAUGCAACGCUUUGAGCCUCGCACUUGGUGAUCGCGAGCAGUACAAUACCUUCGCCGAAAUCAUCAACAAGGCGAGGGAGAUCAUCAAGACAAAUAGGGAAGUUGCACACGAGAAGUCAACGUGGCAGCCAACCUAUGUGGAGAAGGUGAUAACUGGUGGCUGCUGUCCAGCCGCGAAGCAACAACAAGUCCCGAGGAAACAGGAAGGCGAAAAUCGCAUCGCCGGCGGGAAACGAACAGCCAGCACCAUGGGUCAAGUUUCACUUGACCGAGGCGGAAUACAAGUGGCGCGGCCGCUACGGCUGCUGCUAUUGGUGCAACAGCACCAAGCACAAGACCUCCCAAUGCCCGGAUCAAGGCAAGGAGGAUGUUCGGCCUCGUAUCAACUCGGGAAACUGAGUUCCGCGGGAGGUGAGGCGACUCCACCUCUCACUCCGCCAGAUUCGGCCGCCUUGCUAGCGGCCUCCUACACAUCUGGGGAGGAUGCGAAUGUCGCAAGUCCUCGGUACACUUACGAGGACUAUGCUGUCCACUUGGUCCCACCGUUGGACCAACCGCUCCACGUGCAACAAUCUACCGCAUGCACGGCUUCAUCACCAUCGGCAACCGAUUCGGCAGCUUUGCCGCCAUCUACCGUCGGGGAUUCAACGUCAUGGUCAAGACUUGAAGAGCUCGACCCGUUGGCAUUUGCGGACUUCCAAUGGAUGCCCCUUCCCCGGUCCGGUCGAUUGCCGAAACCGCAUUGCAACGUGCUCAUGGCACAAUUGCGGGAUUACUUGCACAUUGCAGUACCAACUCCGUUGAUGGACGCCCGAGUAGAGGUUGUCGACCUUCACGCCUACAUUGCGAAGAUCGACCGCGAGUUCAAGACACAACGGCACGACGACAUCGACGCACCAUUGUUAUAUGUACGCAUUCAGAUCGGAGAGGCGGCCUGCAACACUUUGAUCGAUUGCGGAGCAUCUCGCAACUACAUGAGCCAGGACUUUAUGGUACGCGCCGGCCUUGGCCCACGCGUCUGGAGGAAGUCCCAACCGACGCAAGUCACGUUGGCGGACGGUCACACGCAUAAGUCAAUAGACCGAUGCAUAGAUGACGUCCCCGUGUACUUUGCCCCGCAUGCAAGCGAGGAGGUGUCCUUCAAUAUCUUCGACACCAAAUUCGACAUGAUCUUGGGCAUGUCAUGGCUGCGAAGCGAGGAUCACCCGGUGAACUUCUACCGCCGCACCGUUCACAUUCGUGAUCGGAACGGAGUACUAGUCCCAUGCACGGUAGCUCCUCCUCACCCUUCGAUCAGCUGCCACGUGGUGUCCGCCUCAAGCAUGCGAGCUUCCAUCAUCAAAGACGACAUCGAGGAGAUGCGGCUCAACGCGCAAACGAUCAGAAACGCCGACCCUCUUCCACGCAUCGACGACCUUCUCGAACGGCUGGGUAGCGCCAAGUUCUUCUCCAAGCUUGACCUCAAGUCGGGAUAUCACCAACUCGAGAUUCGGCAGGAGGACCGCUACAAGACCGCGUUUAAGAUGCGAUAUGGGCAUUUCGAAUGGCUGGUUAUGCCAUUUGGCCUUACGAAUGCCCCGACCACUUUCCAAGCGGCUAUGACAACGGAGUUCCGACACAUGCUGGAUCGAUUCGUACUUAUCUACCUCGACGACAUUUGGGUGUAUAGUCGGAGUUUGGACGAGCAUGUGGAGCACCUGCGCACCGUUUUGGAGCGGCUACGACAAGCCAAGUACAAAGCCCACCGCGACAAAUGCGAAUUCGCGCGGCAGGAGUUGGAGAACUUGGGACAUUAUGUGACGCCGCAAGGCAUCUGUCCGCUUGCGGAAAAAAUCGAGGCCCUCCGCGUAUGGCCCGAGCCCACCAACACCACGGACGUUCGUUCAUUCAUGGGGUUGGCGGGCUAUUAUCAGCAAUUCAUCACCGGGUACUCAAGGAUUGCUGCACCUAUGACGAGAUUACAAUCGCCAAAGGUGCCAUUCGUAUUCGAUGACGACGCACGCCGGUCAUUCCAAGCACUUAAGACGGCCAUGCUCAUGGCACCCGUCCUUAGCAUCUAUGACCCCACCCUGCCUACGAGAGUGACAACUGACGCUUUCGGCUAUGGCAUUGGGGCAGUCUUGGAACAACACGACGGCGACGACUGACACCUUGUGGAGUAUUUCAGCCACAAAUUGCCUCCCAUCAAUUCACUUGAUGAUGCAAGGAAGAAGGAGCUGCUCGCGUUUGUGA
Messenger RNA from Chara braunii, 3324 nucleotides. The record is from the annotation of a GenBank genome assembly. NCBI's taxonomy places the organism in Eukaryota, Viridiplantae, Streptophyta, Charophyceae, Charales, Characeae.